GAGGGAGGGGUCGUUCUGCGGGUAGCCGGAGCCUAGGGUGGCUGUGGAGUCUGGGGUGAGAGAGGGAGUGUGGGGGAGAGAAAGGUAAGCGGCGCUGAAGAAGGGGACGCGCUGCCGGGCGCCCCCAGACUAUAGAGCGGGGUAAGAUGGCGGAGGCGGAGAGCCUGGAGACAGCGGCAGAGCACGAACGGAUCUUGCGAGAGAUCGAGAGCACGGACACGGCCUGCAUCGGGCCCACGCUCAGGUCUGUCUAUGAUGGUGAGGAACAUGGGCGAUUCAUGGAGAAGCUUGAAACUCGCAUCCGCAAUCAUGACCGAGAAAUUGAGAAAAUGUGCAACUUUCAUUACCAGGGCUUUGUGGACUCUAUAACUGAAUUGCUGAAAGUAAGAGGAGAAGCCCAGAAACUCAAAAAUCAAGUGACGGAUACUAAUAGAAAACUACAACAUGAGGGAAAGGAACUGGUAAUAGCAAUGGAAGAGCUGAAGCAGUGUCGACUACAACAGAGAAAUAUUUCAGCCACUGUUGAUAAAUUAAUGCUGUGUCUUCCAGUCCUAGAGAUGUACAGCAAACUGAGGGACCAGAUGAAAACUAAAAGGCAUUAUCCUGCCCUGAAAACUCUGGAACAUCUAGAGCAUACCUAUCUGCCGCAAGUAAGCCAUUAUCGAUUCUGCAAAGUGAUGGUGGAUAACAUUCCGAAGCUUCGAGAGGAAAUAAAGGAUGUCUCUAUGUCUGAUCUCAAAGAUUUUCUGGAGAGCAUCCGCAAGCAUUCAGACAAAAUUGGAGAGACUGCCAUGAAGCAAGCCCAACAGCAAAGAAACCUGGAUAACAUCGUCUUGCAACAACCCAGAACAGGUAGCAAGAGGAAGUUAAAGAAAGAUACAUAUAUAAUCUUUGAUAUAGAGAUAGAAAGCACUAGCCCCAAGUCUGAACAGGAUUCAGGAAUUCUGGAUGUUGAAGAUGAGGAAGAUGAUGAAGAGGUACCAGGGGCUCAGGAUUUGGUGGAUUUCUCUCCUGUUUAUCGAUGUCUGCACAUAUAUUCUGUCCUGGGUGCCCAGGAAACAUUUGAGAAUUAUUACCGAAAACAGAGGCGAAAACAGGCCCGUUUAGUACUCCAGCCUCCAUCUAACAUGCAUGAAACUUUAGAUGGCUAUAGGAAGUAUUUCAAUCAAAUUGUAGGCUUUUUUGUGGUUGAAGAUCACAUUUUGCAUACAACCCAGGGCUUAGUAAAUAGAGCCUACAUUGAUGAACUAUGGGAGAUGGCCCUUUCAAAAACCAUCGCAGCACUCCGUACCCAUUCGUCUUACUGCUCCGAUCCAAACCUUGUGUUAGACUUAAAGAACCUCAUUGUGCUUUUUGCAGACACACUUCAGGUAUAUGGUUUUCCUGUAAAUCAGCUUUUUGACAUGCUGUUAGAAAUCCGAGACCAGUAUAGUGAAACUCUGCUAAAGAAGUGGGCAGGUAUUUUCAGAAAUAUACUUGAUUCUGACAACUACAGUCCCAUACCGGUAACAAGUGAAGAGAUGUAUAAAAAGGUAGUAGGACAAUUCCCAUUUCAAGAUAAAGAGCUGGAAAAGCAACCAUUUCCGAAAAAGUUUCCUUUCUCUGAAUUUGUGCCAAAAGUUUACAACCAAAUUAAAGAAUUUAUCUAUGCUUGUCUGAAGUUUUCAGAAGAUCUACAUCUAAGCUCAACUGAAGUGGAUGACAUGAUUCGUAAGUCAACAAACCUGUUGCUAACUAGGACUCUGAGCAACUCUCUGCAAAAUGUCAUUAAAAGGAAGAAUAUUGGGCUUACUGAGCUUGUCCAGAUUAUUAUCAAUACAACACACUUGGAGAAAUCCUGUAAGUACUUGGAAGAAUUCAUCACCAAUAUCACUAAUGUGCUUCCAGAGACAGUUCACACUACCAAGCUUUAUGGCACCACAACUUUUAAGGAUGCUAGACAUGCAGCUGAAGAAGAAAUUUAUACCAACUUAAACCAGAAAAUUGACCAGUUUCUACAGCUGGCAGACUAUGACUGGAUGACAGGAGAUUUGGGAAACAAAGCUAGUGAUUACCUAGUGGACCUCAUUGCCUUUCUGCGUAGCACCUUUGCUGUCUUCACACACCUUCCUGGAAAGGUGGCACAGACAGCAUGUAUGUCUGCUUGCAAGCAUUUAGCCACAUCCUUGAUGCAACUUUUAUUGGAAGCUGAAGUAAGACAGCUUACCUUGGGAGCAUUACAGCAGUUCAACUUGGAUGUCAGAGAAUGUGAACAGUUUGCCAGAUCCGGCCCGGUGCCUGGGUUCCAGGAGGACACGCUGCAGUUGGCCUUCAUCGACUUGAGACAACUUUUGGAUCUUUUCAUCCAGUGGGAUUGGUCAACCUACCUUGCCGACUAUGGUCAGCCCAACUGCAAGUACCUCCGGGUGAACCCAGUGACAGCUCUGACUCUGCUUGAGAAGAUGAAGGAUACUAGCCGCAAGAACAACAUGUUUGCACAGUUUCGGAAAAAUGAGCGAGAUAAGCAGAAACUGAUUGACACUGUGGCCAAGCAGCUCCGAGGACUCAUCAGCACCCACCACUCAUGAAGGCUGGCCCUGGGCCCACAGAGGCUGCCUGCUACAGCCCCCUAGUCUGGGAGCCAGCCCUGAAUGACGCUGCAUUUGUGCAUUUUUCUUCAAAAGAGCAUAUGUAUUUUUUUAUUAACCUCUGUACAGUAUUCACAUAACAUUUCCCUAUAGUAAAGGAGGCAUAGGAAUAAGCAAGUAUAUGAGAUGUUGCUAGGCUGGGACUCAGGGGAGGUUAUUACUACACUAUCCGUGUUAUCCUAGAGAUGAUAGCAUCAUCAAUCCCAGUGUGAUGAACCACCUUUUAUCCAUGGCUCUAAAGCUUAGGUCCGGAGCUUAGGAACUAUACAAAGUGGGUACUUGGAACUGGGAGGUAAGGUGAGUAAGCAAAAGGACAAUAAAGUACGUCCUAUUCACUCUUGGUGCCCCAUUCACCAUAUAGAUGAAACUUAUUCUUCUUGAUGAAAGGAAAGGGCCUGGCGAACAUUAAGCAAGAAGAGCUUUAGUACACUAAAGACCACACAGUUCUGGAGGUUCAUUCACACUGACUCUUGUUGGCUGAUGAACAAGCAUGACAUGUGGCAAGACAAUGGCUUCCCUGUAGUCCCCCAAGAAUGGCAGUUUCUUUAGCCUAGAUCUGACCAAGGCUUUUACUGCUAAUUUUUCUGGGGCAGGAUAAAUCAGUAGGCAGCAGUAAUAAUUGAACCCCAUGAUUCACUACAGGUUACCCCCACCUAGGAGUGUUGAGUCUGAGCCCAAGGAAUUUUUCUGGGUCUUGAAAGCCAGUUUGAAUGGCUCAUCUCAUUUCCUUCUUUCACAGUCAGAGCACUUAAUUCAGAUCAUAGGCCAGCAGUUCUUUCUAUAGGUCCUCACAGAGAGUCUCAGACUUGACUGCCUCCACCUAUGGCAUUAAGACAGAUCAGAUUUCAGAAGCCUGAAAAUGACUCUUACUUUUACCCUUAGGUAAAGCCUAAAGGUUACUUGGGAUUGUUCCUUUGUAUUUUAAACCCAGCUUUCUUGCCAUCAUUUUUACAGGAAACAUCACAAGCUCUGCUCUGUGUGGGUAGCCACAGCAGGACUGAAUACCUCUAGAUGGAGCUACUGUGACCAUGAAGUAUACAAGGCCAACCCUGGUUGUGUCUCGUUGCCUCUGGCCCAGCUGUCUAAGUUAUAUCCUAGAUAUAAAGCUCUUCUUGCUCAAGCCUAAGGCUUCCAUCCUCUUUUGAGUUCCCCAAAGCCAUCUUUUGGCCUUGUCUAAGAAAGAUUGCAUAUAUUCCUAUCCCCCAAACCAGCUUAGUUUGGAGGCUGGCUCCAUUGUCCCAGAUGGGCUCCAGACUCAAUGCAAGGAAUUUCCUAUGAGGUCAGAGGACACUGCACUUUAAGACACUUCAGGUAGAUGCAACUUUGGCUACUGCAAGAAUGUAAUUGUGCAUCACCAAACAAUGACAAAGAAGCCACACAGGCAUUUCCAGCUUGGAUUAGUGAAAGGAGAGACUCAUCAGACAGAUUUCUUCACUACCUUUGUCACCUACUGAGUUGCUUCUGGGAAGGGAAGUCCUUCAUUUUUUGUCCCCCACCCCUACCCUUAACCAUGUCCUAUCGCAUCAGAAAAAUCAUGGGUAAGAGAAGGAGCACACAAACAUGUAGCCUUCCUCAAAGCUGGAAAGGCCAGGCUGCAUGUGAGCUCUGCAGAACACCCCUGGGACUCAACCUAAGAGCUAGGAGUUUUAGGAUGAGGGUCAGGGAUGAGCACUGCCUCACAGAUUUUGAUAAGCCAAGGGAAGGCAGGGGCCAAGGUGGCAUCUCUAAGCCCUGGUCUUUUCUGAACAGUAAUGGUUACUAUAAUCUGAAGAACCCAAAACACCCUCCUUCACUGGUACCCGGUUUGCAGCAAGAUUUCUUCAGCUUUGAAUGCAGAGACUUUGAAGUGGGAAUGGAGAGAAGUGUAAGCAUGCCACAGUGUUUGUCUUUUUAGAGGGUCAUCAUUGCUGGUCUGGUCUCAGACCUCUACCCUGGAGAAACUACGGAAAGGAAAAGGUGAACAGGUUGGAGGAAUGGGGGUUACUCUUCACCUUCACCACAGAAGUCCCAUGAAAGAAAAAGCUUAUUCAGGCUCCAGGCUUAUAAGGAUGGCCCCUCUAGUGUACCUCCUCUUCUUUCUCAGUCUGCCUUCACUCUUUCUCAACAAAAGCAACAUGCAGCUACUGAGUUGUAUAUAGAGACAUACUCUUGGUGGGCUGGGAAAGGUAAAAAUAGGGAACAGCGAUGUCAAAAGUGUUUUGAAUUGGAAAAGUGGAAUGUUUUCAGUUUUGUCUGUAGGCCUAUAGCUGGACCCUUUAGAGGACUUGUACAAACCAUGCAUGCCCUCAGACUUCAGGUCUAGCCCCAAAUGCCCAGAGAUGUAGUAAGUACCCUGAAGGGUCUCAAUAACAGGGAAAGAACAUGAGUGGCUGGAAGCCUGUCUUCUGGUCAGUAUGAACUUUUGGCCAAGUUAUUGGGGAAACCAGGUCUAUGUUCCUGAAGGAAAGGUCUGAUUUGGAAUCCUAGUGAAUUUGGAUAGUGAUGUAAGAAGUUACCUUGUUUUAACAUUCAUAGGAAAACCUCUUUGAGCAGACUGUAAGUGAAGCUAUUGGAGCUAAAGAAGAACAGGACCUGAACAUUGAAACCAGCAGAGAGUCCCUCUUGGCAAAGGGAAUGUAAAGCUUCCAGGACACAUUGUCCAGUGUUCUUAUCACAUACCGGGCCUAACAAUCUCAAAGUCAGGCUAGCUUUACUGUACAUUUGACAAGUGCUCACUUAGCAAGUCCCAGACCUAGGGUCUUUUAUCCCCCAGGAUUGACAUUAGCCAUAACCUUCCUCAUCAGGCCUCUGAGCACACUCCCUUGGGCCUGCUACAGAAAUCCAUACACAUACCUUAUUAGCCUCCCUGCUCCUAGAACUCUUCUACUGACUAUUUCAAUUGCUUCUUCUUUUUUUUCUUCCUUUUUUUUUUUUUUUUGCCUGCAUUUGCAAUUAUUUUUCACUAAUUUGUUGGAAAUGGCCUUUUUAUUUUGCACAGAUAGUUGCACAUUUCUAGAGAAAAUUUAAUAAAGUCCAUUUUUAACUCAAAAGGGAACUUUUUCUCUGAAACUUACUAGUAAAGCUACUGAUGCAGAUGGUCCUGCAUGGUUAGGGGAAAGUUCCUCUGUGGAAAGAGCAUGUUUAUUCCUCUUAUACAUUUUCCUCUUUUAACUGCUAUUAAACAAGAGAACCUACAUACUUGUUUGAAAAGCCA
Messenger RNA from Nycticebus coucang (slow loris), 5820 nucleotides. RefSeq names its product exocyst complex component 6B (gene EXOC6B). The record is from RefSeq and is a predicted model, not a curated record. The coding region runs from base 147 to 2567 and encodes 806 amino acids. The transcript has 22 exons. Gene Ontology annotation, biological process: intracellular protein transport; Golgi to plasma membrane transport; exocytosis. Gene Ontology annotation, cellular component: membrane; exocyst. Lineage: Eukaryota; Metazoa; Chordata; Mammalia; Primates; Lorisidae.